GGCGGAUGGGGGCGGCUCGGCGGGCCGUGGGAGUAGUUUUUGUGCCCCUUCCUCCAGCUCGGCGGCGCAGGGAUCUGUGCUGUGCUGAGGCUGGAGCUGAAUGAGAUUGAAGAAGAGUUCUUCUUGUUUUGUAGCUUCAGUUUCUCUGUUUUUACUCAAUUUUUACUCAAACUAAAGCCGAAAUCCGGCGGCUGGACGCGGCUCAGCGGGCAGGAGGCGGCCGCACGCUUUCCCGGGCUGUUAUUCCAUCGUGGAUCGGCUUCUUACACAUAUAUAUUUAAUUAAUCCAGAGGAGGACUGCUGCUGAGGCAGCGCAGAGGGGCGGAGUCCAGUCCCACAGCCAGUUGCGGCACUUUAAUGCUUCAGUUGGAUGGUUUUCCUACUGGAGACGGUGUUAAGGCUGAUCGAUCGGCUGGCAGACUGACUGGAUCCAUGAUGGAAUUACAGACGUUACAGGAGGCUCUGAAGGUGGAGAUCCAGAUCCAUCAGAAACUGGUGGCUCAGAUGAAGCAGGACCCUCAGAACGCAGAUUUGAAGAAGCAGCUCCACGAGCUUCAGGCCAAGAUCACAGCUCUCAGUGAGAAGCAGAAAAAGGUGGUGGAGCAGCUGAGGAAGGAGCUGCUGGUGAAGCAGGAGCCUGAGCCCAAGCUGCAGCUGCAGGUCCAGGCCGCCCCAGCAGGGGGCGACAUCAAGCCGGCCAGCCUGCUGCAGAGCCAGCAGAUCCCCGGAGGACUGCAGCAGACGCUAACCGUCACGCCGGUCCUCACCACGAAGACUCUACCUCUGGUGCUGAAAGCUGCCGCCGCCCCCGCCCUGCCCGGCGCCGUCCUGCCGCAGCGCCCGCCCACCGUCGCUAUGGUAACCACAGCUAUCACCAAACCCGACUCGCAGAACGCCCCCAUCAACCUGCAGGUGGCGAGCAAGCUGACCAACCAGAGCGUGGAGCCCGUGCGGCUGGUGUCCAAGAACGCCAUGGUGGUGCAGGCCACCACCACCACCUCCACCUCCUCCUCCACCACCGCCCCCGCCCAGCCAAUCAAAGUUCCUCAGUUUGUCCCUCCUCCUAGGCUGACGCCUCGACCCACCUAUCAGCCACAGGUCAGGCCGAAGCCGGCCACGCCCACCAACGUGCCCAUCGCGCCGGCCCCUCCCCCGCCCAUGAUGGCGGCCCCGCAGCUGCUCCAGCGGCCCGUCAUGCUGGCCACCAAGCUGUCGUCCUCGCUGCCGUCGGCGGCGCCCAUCCACCAGGUGCGCAUCGUCAACGGGCAGCCCUGCAGCAAGACGGGCGCCACGCCGCUGACCGGCAUCGUCAUCACCACGCCCGUCUCCGCCGCGCCCACACGGCUCGCCAGCCCCGCCCAGGCACCCACCGCCGUCCCCGUCCCCGUCCCGGUCCCAGUCCCCGUCCCCGUCCCCGUCCAAACCCCCACCCCGGCGCCCCCCAUCCAGAUCAGCAGCCUGACCCCCGAACCCAAGACUGUUAAAUCAGGAGGAGCAGAGCAGAAGGCCGUGGUGACCCUCCCCCCCUCCUCCACUCCUCCUCUGUCUCCUCCUCCCAGACCCAAGAAGGAGGAGAACCCAGAGAAACUGGCCUUCAUGGUGUCUCUGGGCCUGGUGACACACGACCACCUGGAAGAGAUCCAGAGCAAACGACAGGAAAGGAAGAGGAGGACGACGGCCAACCCGGUGUACAGCGGAGCCGUGUUCGAACCCGAGAGGAAAAAGAGUGCUGUGAGUUACCUGAACAGCCCUCUGCACCAGGGGACCAGGAAGAGAGGUCGCCCACCCAAAUACAGCAGCGUCCCGGAGCUGGGCAGCCUCACCCCGAACUCCCCCUCCAGCCCCGUCCACCCCCUCCCCAUGCCCAGCCCCAGCUCUGGGGAUGGAGACAUCCAUGAGGAUUUCUGCACUGUGUGCAGGCGCAGUGGCCAGUUGCUCAUGUGCGACACGUGUUCUCGUGUUUAUCACCUGGACUGCCUGGAUCCACCCCUGAAAACCAUUCCUAAAGGCAUGUGGAUCUGUCCAAAAUGUCAAGAUCAGAUCCUGAAAAAAGAAGAAGCCAUUCCCUGGCCCGGCACGCUGGCCAUCGUCCACUCCUACAUCGCCUACAAAGAAGCGAAAGAGGAGGAGAAGCAGAAGCUGAUGAAGUGGAGCUCUGAGCUGAAGCUGGAGCGAGAGCAGCUGGAGCAGAGAGUCAAGCAGCUCAGCAACUCCAUAACGAAAUGCAUGGAGACCAAAAACAGCAUCCUGGCGCGGCAGAAGGAGAUGCAGCUGUCCCUGGACAAGGUCAAGCACCUGAUCCGCCUCAUCCAGGCCUUCAACUUCAGCCAGGCCGUGCCAGCGCCGGACGCCGCGCACGUCCGGCCGCCGCCACCGCCGCCGCCCGUCGCCCAGCCGGCUGCGGACCCCGACCCGGCGGACAAACCCACGGCGGCCGGCGCCACCGGCGGAGACGGCGAGAAACAGGAGGAGCAGGGAGCGGCGGAGAGCGAGGAGACGGCGGGAGGAGGAGGCGACCCCACCGCCACGCCGACGGCAGAUGGCAGCCCCGGCGCCGGAGGGGGGGGCGGGGGCGGCGAGGGGACCGGUCUGCAGCAGGUCGAGCCCGAGACUGAGGCGGCGCCGGCCAGCGGCGGCGAUGGCGCUCCCGCCUCCCCGGCGGCCGUCGCCGAGGCCACCACCAACGGCACGGCCGAGUCCAGCUGCCCAGAGCUCAGCCCCGCCUCCAACGUCACCGACUCCAUCGACUCCACGAGCAAGGCGGGCGGCGCCGGCCCCCCCGAGGCGGCGGCGGCGGAGCAGGAACAGGACGAGCUCGGCGACGGCAGCACCAACAACAGCAAAACCUCAGAACCCUCCCAGCAUUCUUUGCCAGCUCUGCUCAGCAGUUUGGACGAUGAGAAGUAACGGCGGCGCCGCCCGCCGCAGGAAGUCUCUCACACAUACACAAACACACACACACACACGCACACACACACACACAUACAUUCAUACACGCACACACAUAUAUAUAUAUUAAAAAAAAAAGACUCCGCUUGCACCGCACGGUGCCCUGAAGUUGCCAAUCUGUAUAAAUGUUGUUUGUUUGCAUCGUAUUGUCAGACUGUGUCAAUGGUAGAUAUUCAGCCCGCGUCACCAGGCUCUGGGAGGACGUAGGCUGCCCCCUACAGGACGGGGGGGCGUACGCACCAGUGUCAUCAUGCCAAUUAGUGAUCGACGUCAUGGAGGGAACGCUCAAAGGGAGAUUUUUCUUCAUCAUCACACCAGUGUGUGCCUGUUACCGUGGCCCCGGAGGGGUGGGGGUUUGGAAGGGGGGGUGGGGGGCGUUCACGAGGCUACGGACAGAACCGACAGUGUGGACCGAGCCGGUCCCCGAGGAAAGCAGCAGUGUUGUGAUAGAAGAACCUGUUCAGUCUUUUGUCCCGGCCGUCUGUGGUCCUGCGACCCUUAUCGACCCCACUGACCCCACUGACCCCCCUGACCCCGAGAUCUCACCCCCUCCCCGCCCCACGACCCCAGACCGCUGACGGACCCCCCCCCCCCCCCGCCCCCCGACAGAGAUAAAGCAGGAAGCCCGAAGGCCUCGUGGUGCGUUCAAGUACCGGGGUAAAGAAUCCCACAGUUAAUGAUCAAAUCCAAUGUUACCUGACUAAACAGUCUCAAAAGUUUGACGUUUUCCUGGUUACCAUGAACGCACCAUCAGUGUGCCUCAGCGUAUUAAAAAAAAAAAAAAAAACCUGGAAAUGACCUAAAAGUAAAUUGAAACCAGAAAACAAAGAAAAAAACUUUUUGAAAAGAAGCAAACGAGGAGAAAAAGGUAAUGGGGAGAAGUGAAGAACGUUCAGAGGUUUACUGAAGAACGGGUAAUCCCAAGAAGGUUCCAGAUCAACCCGUUUCUGUAGCGAGACGACAGAAGUUCGGUUCGAUUCCCGAAACCUGGACUUCGUGCAGACCGCCGACAGUCCACUGUCCCUCUGCUCCCGGUCCAGACCGACCUCCACGCUUCACUUCCUGCUCUGUUGGGGCGUCGGGUUCGACUUCGCGGACUCCUUCGGCCAGACUCGACUUUUCUCGACUCGUCUCCACUUUAUUUUGAAAAGACGUUCCUGCCCUGCUGGUCUCAGACUUCCUGUCUGAUUCAAACGGGGCGACGGGACCUUCGGACUCUCUCCUCCGGAGUUUUUGCCCCUGAACCUGGACGGCGCCGGCCGAUCCGACAGAGACCCCCCCCCCCCCCCCUCCCCUCCUGAGCUCAGGCCGAGCGCGGCGCUCCGCAGGUACGAGGCCGAACAGGUGCGGUAGCCUCAAAGAUGUUUUCAGUGGUGUCGGUCAAGUGUAGUGAUUGAGUUUUCAUUCGUGAGUCAAGUGUGUCAACUGUGAGCACUAAAUGUGAAAUUGCAAUAUUGCAAUGUCAACACACACACACACACACAAACUAUAUCUGGGCUGUGUUUCUUUUUUUAUGGGAAAAGAUAUUCAGGUCUUCCUAGUCUUCAGAAUAAGUGCUUUCUGUUCCUGAACCUGCUGGACGGCAUUUUCCACUCGAAGGAAUCCUCUUUUUCCAAGUGAUGUGCGUUUCCGUUGAAUCCUGAACUGCCAAAACGAUGUAUCCAAAUUCAGCAGGGACUCGUCCACUUACUGUAUUCCAAGAUCAAAUCAUUGGCGUUGUAAGAUACACCAUGCUCCCACUUCAAAGACCGGAAGCCCCCAGAUUGAUCAAACAAUAACGUUACGGGAAGUUCCCCUUCCUCGCCUCGGAGGACCGGUGGUAGGAACCCGCUCCUCCGCCCGGAUCUGGAAGGACGAAAACCACAAAUCCUGAGAUUAAAGCACAAGCUUGCUGCAUUACAAAGAAGUGCUGAAGAGCUUUUUGUAUGUUAAUAUGGAAUUAAACAGAGUAUGCAUCUCUUUGUCGUGAUGUGACUUAUCCCCACAUUGCCAAUAUUUUUCUAGCGGGAGGUUUUGGGACCUCCGUGUGGCGCCGAGGCGGGGGGUCCGGCUCACGGUCCGCCGCAGCCUCGCCAACCCCUCCAUCUGCUCGCCGCCGCGUCUCUCUGCUGUCUGUCGCCGUCCGUCCGUCCGUCUCCUUUCGCUCGUCGUCCGGUGAAUUAGUCGAGAGGUUCUUGUCGGUUCGGGCAAUAAGGAACUCUGGGCCGUUGGAUCGCGGCGCCUCUGGCAGCGCCGCAUCAUCGUCGCUCUCUUGUUCGCGGUAUCGGUCGCUCAGAUCAGAGUCGUCCGACGCGUUGACCUGUGACCUGUCGGAGGUCGCGACCUCGAGGAUUCAGAGGCGUCGUAACUCCUGUGGUCAGACGGAAACCUCUCCGGCGAGUUCUUCCCUCUUUGGCUCCACGACGCUCAGUCGGCACGUCGGGGUUUCCGCUCAGCUCCCGACACCGAACGGCUCGAGCUCGAGAUGUGAGCCAGUUGCCCUCGGGUCCCGGCCGCCGCCGGCCCGGUCGGCGCGGCGUUCCACAGCGAUCCGAGCUGCUGCGGGUGUCGUUCUCCUUCAUAUCACGUGGACUCUUCAUAUCUGACGCCUGGUUUCUGACAUCAGCUGUACAAACUGCCUUCAUUCAGAGGAUCCCAGAGACGGCGAGCGGCGGACCGCGGCGGCGCGUCGGACCGCGGCGGCACGUCACGUCAGACCGCGGUGACGGACGCCGGAGCGAGCCGAGGGCCAGAGGCGCAGCCGGUUGACAGAAAGCCGUGUGAAAGGUGUUGGCGGUUCGUUCCGGAUAUCGUGGGUCGUGUCUCGGUGUCUUCGGGGUGGAUGUUGGUUCUGUCCUCGUGUCCGACCGCGUUCUCUCGCGAUGGAGCCGUAGAACCGUCCGGUUCGGGUUCCAGGCUCCUCCCUUCUGUACAGUAGGUACCUCGAGUGCCUUUCUUCAAACAGCAGAUAAUAUUUGUCUCUUGACUUGCACUGUGACUCGUAGAACCUUCCCCGCCCUCCAGACGAAUCCCGGACCCCCCACCCCCAGCCGCCCCGCCCCGCCUGGAGCUCAAACCUGGUCCCUUCACCUCAGGCUGCCAGUAGUCAAUGCAAGUCCAACCUCCACUUCAUUCGGCACCAUUUUCAUCCACCAGAAAGUGUUUCCUGUUCAUGGAGGAGUUGCCUUAAAUGUGUUUUUUUUUCCUUUUUACAUGAGUAACUUUUACUUUUUGUGGGAAACGACAGAAAAAACCCAGAAUGGUUAAAGGUGCGAGCAGACGCCGGCGGAAGCCGUUCUUCUUGUCGUUGACGGCGACGGCGAGGUCGCGCUCGCCGUCGUUUCCUGAUGCACUUUUCUUUCUCUUCUUCUUGAUUUGACCAGUAUUAUCGUCAGAGUGGGAACCGGUCCCCGUCGGCCUCUCGUCCCGUCGUCGCCUCCGGUCGGCGGUUGUGCCGUUUAGGGUGGAGGCGCAGGCGGAGGCGCGGCGUUCGCUCCGUUGGGUCGCGUGAGCCAGAGCCCGAGCGCGUCUGGAACGAUCAAACUUUUCCCGAUCAGCUUCGUCCGUCCGCUGGCGAGGCGGAGCGCAUGCCUUCUUAUGCAAAUUUUUAUACCAGAUUUGUCAAACCUUUUUUUUAAUAUGCAUUUACUUUUGUUCUUUUUUUUUUACAUUUUUAUUAUUUUUUAUGUGAAACUUCAGUCACCUUUGGUUUUUCUUUGACCCUUCUGGCAUCCUGAUGCCAAACGUGUGCAGUUUGAGUCGCGUUGCGUUCGGCCGGUUCAGACCAUGGAUGUUCAAACGCUGCUGGAGGCUCAGUUUGAAAAAAAUCACCUGAUGAAGUUCACACUGCUGUGUGAAGAAAGGAGUAUUGCAAUACCGACAGUGGCCACCAGGGGCAGAAAUAUCGUACCUUUGUUUUUAAAUGUAUUUUUCCAAAUUUCAAAGUUUCUGGACCAAAAGCAGGUUUGGUGUGGAUAUGUAUUCGUCGUCAUGGGAACAUUAACGCACAGCUUCUGUUUGUUGACGUUGAUGAAGAGUUUGAUCGAUUGAUUGACUGUUUUGUAACAUAAAGCUGCUGUGAUCUCUGAAAUGACCACCGGAGGGAAAAGAGCAGUCAUGGCUGUGAAAAAAGCUCAACAUCUUACCAAGUUUUUUGAACUUGAGCGAAAACCUCUCGUUCCUCUCAGCAGGGAUUUGUAUUCAGACGACUUUUCUUGAAAUAAUAAAGUUUUUAUUUAAGAUAAGUGGGGAAAAAAAGUUACAAUUCUUUAAUUAAAGAAAAGUCAUCUUCAAACAAGAUCCUUUAUCUGGAUGAAAUAUACUUUAUUAGGGUUUGAGUUAGUUUCAAUCAAAACAAGUUAAAACACUGAAUAAGAUUGUGAGUUUUUGCAGCUUUUCCAUUGGCUUUGUUUCCAGUAGAAUUUCAUAUUUAACGGUGGCGUUUGUCACGCUCGCCCGUUCUCCCCGUGGUUUUUCAUCUGGUUGCUUGUUGCUGCGAUUCCCUCUGCAGCCACCAGAGGGCGUCGUCCUUUUCACAGAAGUGGAUCUCUGUCCAGCCAUGGUCUGAGCGGAGGGCCGCUAACGCGGCACGCUAACGGGACGUGCUAACGCAGCAUGCUAACGGCGCGGGGUGGGGGGACGGGCCUCCAACAAGUCUUAGAAAUUUUAAAAAUUGUUCUUAAUUUCAGUGAUUCUAUCCAAAGAACGCCGCUGCUGCUGGACGCCUCCCGCGUCGCCGCCGCGCAUCAUAUCACCCAGACGCUAAUCUCUUGCAUUUACCGCGUUAGCAUCGCGCGUCGUUAACCGAGAGAAGGAUAAAAUUAAAGUUGGUUCCUGUAAAGCGUUUAGGCUCCGACUCAAGGGUACGUUUCUUCUUCUGUUGUAAAAAAAACUAAAAAAAAAACAACUUUUUUUUUCUUCUUUUGUUAAAAACCAAGCGAUCAAGUCAUGAUUGUGGCCUUCUAAGUAUUCUGUGGAUACAUGACGUCGACUCCCGUUCACCGGUUCACCCGCUCAUCCCGCGUCCGGACCCGACCGUAACCCGAACACCUGCAGCUUCUUACCUCAUCCACAGCUGAUUCCAUUGGGGGUGUGUUGAGUGCAAAAAAAUAGAAAAAAAAAAACAAGAAAAAAGAAACUUAAAAAAUAAUAAUAGGAGAAGUCUUUUUUUAUCUUCCAUUUGGUGAGAUGCAUUGUAGCGAUAUGAAUAAAGAAAAAGUUCACCUGGUGUGCUGAAUAAUGUGUAAAUUGGUAAUUACACAAUCUGAAUAUUUGUAUAAUUGUUUGUAUUUUUUCAUAAUGAUUUUGGAAAGGAAUGUGUUUAUUUUUUUGACUUCUGUUCCAGAUGUGUCUUCUGUUGGCCUGACAUUGUGACUGGUCUGGUGGGAUUCUUACCUCUGUAUUGAGCCUCUUCUGUGAUGAAUUCUUUGUAUGCAGUGUUUAGGAAAUACUGUAGGGGAACAUGGGGAGGAGUUGAUAUUAGGAGCAUUUGAUCAAUUUGUAUUUAUUUAUUUUAUCAUUUUGUUAAUAAAUCGUGAAAA
Molecule: messenger RNA, 8468 nt
Organism: Salarias fasciatus (jewelled blenny)
Lineage: Eukaryota; Metazoa; Chordata; Actinopteri; Blenniiformes; Blenniidae
Gene: phf21ab
Product: PHD finger protein 21Ab
Exons: 19
Coding region: 358-2907 (849 amino acids)
Biological process (GO): negative regulation of transcription by RNA polymerase II
Cellular component (GO): histone deacetylase complex
Molecular function (GO): chromatin binding
Source: RefSeq, a predicted model, not a curated record